This is a messenger RNA of Caenorhabditis remanei, 1062 nucleotides long. RefSeq lists its product as uncharacterized. The transcript is spliced from 7 exons. Gene Ontology annotation, biological process: neuropeptide signaling pathway. Lineage: Eukaryota; Metazoa; Nematoda; Chromadorea; Rhabditida; Rhabditidae. The record is from RefSeq and is a predicted model, not a curated record. Gene Ontology annotation, molecular function: neuropeptide receptor activity. The coding region runs from base 1 to 1062 and encodes 353 amino acids.
AUGAACAAUGCGGACGAGUGGCGAUUGAGUCCGUUGUCUGCAGAGGACUUUUUCGCCGGUCUCAGUCUGAUAUUCAUUGCGAUCUUCUCCAUAUCAGUCUAUAUUAUAAUGAUGAAGAUAAUGAAGAGACAAGACAAGGAAAUUGUUGGAUAUCGGUUCUUGAUUUCCGCGGGGUGUUCUGACCUAUUGUUGCUGGUUAAUUAUGGAAUAUGGCCAGGGUUAACGAUACUGUCAAAGUCUGAAAUUAUACCGAAGACGUGGAGGACGUGGCAGCAGCUCUAUCUUGACUGGGCGUGGUUCUCGAUGGUAUCCCACUACUCUGUUGUCAGUUGGUCCAGAUGGAUGGCUAUCCGAAAACCUCUUGAUUUCCGAAAUCAGAAGAGGAAGACGUCCUAUUCGUUGUGUGCGUUGUGUUACCUCGUCGCACUUAUUCUGGUCCUGAGCACCCACUUCCAACCGUGGUAUGUCACAUUUUAUUACGAGCCAUCUUCCUACGGAAUGCUUGCUGAAAACUUCCCACUCUACCUAUCCGGAGGUCAAUCUGCAUUGUUUCUUGCAUUUCAUAUUGCAGCGAUAGUUCCACCAAUUGUAUUUUAUGGAUGGUCGAUCACUCUUCUCUAUAACAGAAGAGCGAAAAUGUUAUUGGGACAUCAACAAACAGUUCAAAACAGUAUUGAAACAAGAUUACUGAUGCCUUGUUUGAUCAACGUCGUCACUUUUAUUAUUGGUCAAGUUCUGAUAACAGUAGGCACUGGAGAAGGAAAAUGGGCUGGGUAUACUGUAAUGGUACUGUUUGCGGCAAACUCGGCAUUGAACCCAUUUCUUCUUUUGAUUUGCUCAAAGACUUUGAGAAAACAAGUGCUAGAUCUUCUAGGAGUCGCUAAAAUUGCGACACUUGACAAAUUGGAAACAUCUACAGUAUACAGAAAUAUCCACGCUGUCAACGGUGACUUCUGCUCCUCUAAACUCGUUAGCACUGACACUGGAUCUGGAUCCAGACGGUUCUUGAGUCUGCCGACGUUCCGUUCGAAAGAAGACUUCAUCUGUGGAACACCUGUCUGA